AUGACCACAAUCAUCCAAAGCAUAUCUGCCUCUCAGCGGGUAUUCAAUACAGCUGAGCUCUUCGAGCUCAUCCUCGUGAAGGUAGACAUGAAGACGCUGCUUCUCGCACAGCGUGUCGACUUGCACUGGCAGGGGACCAUCUCCGAGUCCUCCCGCCUACAAAAGAGGCUUUUCUUCACUGCCGCCAAUCCCGAGGACCUCUAUCUACUUGAACUCGUCGAUCCGGAUCCUGAGGGCUACACACUAUUAGUGCGACAGAGCGCAUUCGAAGAUGCAACUCGCGACAAAUUAGGCAUCGUAGGCAUUGCGCUGGCGAAUUAUGCGCAGUCCAAUUCAUUCUUUGCGCGGGUCAACCCUGAAGCUACCCAAGGAUUCCAGCGCCCCAACUUCCGCCUGCCGGCGAUCGAUUCGAAUCAGACGAGUGUUCGACCCUCGUGGAUGCGCAUGUUUGUCACUCAACCGCCGAACGUGCUCUGCCGGUAUCCCCAGCACAUUGGACAAUUGGCCGCCGCGCAGGACACCUUCAUCGCAUAUGGGACCGUACAUGUUCCUAGCAAGACGGUUACCAUGUGCGGCUAUGCUAUGCGCGGGAAGUACUAUUGGGAUGCCGUGAAGCAGAGCAUCGAAGCUUCAACUCUGAGUUUGGAGGCUUGA
Messenger RNA from Ramularia collo-cygni, 654 nucleotides. RefSeq lists its product as uncharacterized. The record is from RefSeq and is a predicted model, not a curated record. The coding region runs from base 1 to 654 and encodes 217 amino acids. Lineage: Eukaryota; Fungi; Ascomycota; Dothideomycetes; Mycosphaerellales; Mycosphaerellaceae. The transcript is spliced from 2 exons.